AUGUCUGACGAUUGUGUGUUGCAGCAGGACGAUGAUAAGAAGAAGAAAAAGUCACCGGUGGACGAUCGCCCUACGGUACCAGCGCCCAGCGAAGCGAUGCUGAAAAACCUCCGAACAGCGUUCGGCCUACUGGAUCGGGAUAGUGAUGGUCACGUGACACCGGCAGAGCUUCAGUAUAUGCUGCAAAAGCUGGGCAUCGAAGUCAGUGAUGACUUAAUAGCGGAACUUAUUAAGGAUGCCAGUAAAACUGGAAAUGGACUAAUAGAUGAGAACGACUUUAUGCAAUGGGUCACGAAAAUACAGGCUAUACAAGGAAUGGACGUUAGUUCUAGUGGCGGUGAUUCAGAAGAGGAAAUCACCAAAGAUCUGCUAGCAGCGUUCAAGGUGUUUGACCGGGAUGACAAUGGCUAUAUAACUCGAGAUGAGUUGAGGACUGCGUUGGAGAUAAUCGGCGAGCCCGUAACCGACGCGCAGCUUAACCAGGUGCUUGCAUUGGGAGACAUCGAUCAUGACGGGAGAAUUGAUUAUGAGGAAUUUGUGAAAAUGCUGUUGUAA
Messenger RNA from Pieris macdunnoughi, 555 nucleotides. NCBI's taxonomy places the organism in Eukaryota, Metazoa, Arthropoda, Insecta, Lepidoptera, Pieridae. The record is from the annotation of a GenBank genome assembly.